GCUCUCUGCUGCUCCUCCUGCAGGUCCCGGCACCUACACACUGCCCAGGCUGAUGGGCCCCAAUACAGCCUGCACGUCGGCCAGCCCCUGCUACUCCAUGAGGGGAAGGAGCCAGCGCGGCCGCUUUGACGAAGACCUUGCCAAGACUCCGGGUCCUGCGGCGUUGCCCAAAGUCGCUGUGGAUGCCUACAAGACCAGGGCGCCCGCGUACACCAUGGCGGCCCGACCAAAACCUGCGGAGGGCAAAGCAGCGAAGCCCGGGCCGGCAGACUACAGCGUAGGCCGGGUAAGGCAGCUAGCUGCUUAGCUCGUCCCCUCUGCUUCACAAGCACAGCCUUCAUGCCUCUCCCCCUUCCCCCGAGGCUUCCCCCGGCCAAAGAGCUUCUGGCCGCAGGGACCAAGUGCCGGAGAGCAGGCCUGCUCCCUGCCCUCGUGCCACCUCCGAGCAGAGGAAGGGAGGGCAGCAGAGAAGAGAAGGGCCCU
Meleagris gallopavo (turkey) is the source of this 483-nucleotide messenger RNA. The record is from RefSeq and is a predicted model, not a curated record. Lineage: Eukaryota; Metazoa; Chordata; Aves; Galliformes; Phasianidae.